Molecule: messenger RNA, 1409 nt
Organism: Bemisia tabaci
Lineage: Eukaryota; Metazoa; Arthropoda; Insecta; Hemiptera; Aleyrodidae
Source: RefSeq, a predicted model, not a curated record
CGGAAGAUCGGGACUCAAAGGUUUGUCAAAGCCGAACCGGUUCAUGCUCUAUGGUGGAGAGCUCUUUUGGGCCGCAAGUUAUUAUGUUUGCAGCGCAACUUUCGGCUGGUGUGGGGGCGUCUUUGUUCAAAACCGUCGGCCCAGCGUAUUUGGACGAUAACACCAAACAAACUAAGACAGCAGGGAUGAUGAGUCUGAGCUAUUUACUCAGCGAAAUUAGUCCAUUUCUUAGUUUUCAACUCUCAGGUUACUGCCUAAAAAGAUAUGUCACUCCAUACAAAGAAACAAGGUUAAGCCCAACAGACCCAAAAUGGCUCGGAGCCUGGUGGAUGGGUUGGUUGGUCAUCGGAACCAUGACUGUCAUCGUAGGGUGCCUUUUAAGUCUUUUCCCGAAAAAAUUGCCCAGGGCUGCGGAGAGAAGGCAUUACGCUCUCACAAGGAGAGAGAAUUUUGCGGCAUCUACAAAUAAGAAUACAUCAAUUAAAGGUUUGAUCUCCACUUAUAAAAGGUUGUUAAAGCGACCUAUUGUCGUCUACUAUUACUUAGCAAAUAUAUUCUUUGUCUUCGGGUACCAUUCAUACAUCUACUACCUACCGAAAUACAUGAGGAAUAUUUUUAGUAUACCAAGCUCUACCGCAGCUACAUACGUAGGUAAUGUUGGUCUUACGUUCUGCGCGCCUGCUCUGCUACUGAGCGGGUUCAUUAUUUCAAAGUUUAAGCCCCGAGUAAGAUUGCUAUCUGCGUGGAAUGCUGUCUCCUAUUUCAUUAUCCUCGGUGGAAUACUCAGUUUACUGUUCAUAGGAUGUCCGGAAAAUGAAAUUAGUCUGAAAGCUGGUACAGAAGACAUCGCGAAUUUUACCACCUCUUGUAAUGCUGGAUGUCAUUGCGAUUACGUGGAAUUUUACCCUGUCUGCCAUGCCAUCACGGGCAACUCAUACAUCUCACCUUGUCACGCUGGUUGCAAAAAUGCCGAAUCUUCCAACGAGAAGUUCUCAGAUUGUACUUGUCAUUCAAAUUCAGUCAAAUCCGGAUUCAUGUCACUGAAUAAAGUGGAACAACUCCCAGACAAGUUUUCUGUUCGAACGGGAAUGUGUCCUGUUAACUGUCAGUCUAAUAUCUAUGCCUUUCUCGCAAUUUUCGGCCUCAUAAAAUUUGCGUAUGGAACCUCUAAAGUUUCCAGUUUCCUAAUAUCAGUCAGGAGUGUAGAGAAGCAAGAUAAAAGCAUUUUCAUGGGAUUGUUGAUAACUCUGAGUGCUCUCUUUGGUUACAUUCCUGGACCGAUCGUUUAUGGAAAACUCCUUGAUAGUGCAUGUUUAGUCGCAGGCAAAACUUGCGGAGGAGCAGGGAAUUGCUGGCUUUACGACAACAAACGUUUAGGAUUUCGUCUCACAGCAACGACCGCAGGUUAG